GCAGCGGCGGCGCCGGCGCGCGCGGUGGCAGCGGGAGGCAGGACCUGGACCCGGGCCGCGGGCUGGACUCGGGGAUCGCAGUCACUUCCUGCGGCGGGGCCUCGCGGGCUGGGCGGGGAGCCCCGCGGGGAGUGGCCGCCGCUCGCCCCUCCUCCGGCUGGGGUGGUCGCGGCCGCUCGCUUUCCGCCCCGCUCUCGCCGCGCGCUGCAGCCUCUGUGCGGAUCCCGCCAGCAAUUCGGUAGGACAUGGCCAACGCCGAGCGCACCUUCAUCGCCAUCAAGCCCGACGGCGUGCAGCGCGGCCUGGUGGGCGAGAUCAUCAAGCGCUUCGAGCAGAAGGGGUUCCGCCUCGUGGCCAUGAAGUUCCUGCAGGCCUCUGAGGACCUCCUGAAGCAGCAUUACAUUGACCUCAAGGACCGCCCUUUCUUCCCAGGACUUGUGAAGUACAUGAACUCCGGGCCUGUGGUGGCCAUGGUCUGGGAGGGGCUGAAUGUUGUGAAGACAGGGCGAGUGAUGCUUGGGGAGACCAACCCAGCGGAUUCUAAGCCUGGCACCAUUCGAGGGGACUUCUGCAUUCAGGUUGGCAGGAACAUCAUUCAUGGCAGUGACUCAGUAAAAAGUGCUGAGAAAGAAAUUAGCCUGUGGUUCAAACCCGAAGAACUGGUGAAUUACAAGUCCUGUGCUCAUGACUGGAUCUACGAAUAAGGGUCCGUAGGUCCCUUCUGGCAGGCACCAUGCGACGCUUGGACACGGCCCUUCAUCUUGACGUGGAAGCAGUUGGAUUAAGUUUUUCUUUUCUAAAGAGUAUUUACUAUUAAAGCCUUUGGAAACUGUGCA
Messenger RNA from Sorex fumeus (smoky shrew), 836 nucleotides. RefSeq names its product nucleoside diphosphate kinase B. Gene Ontology annotation, biological process: regulation of apoptotic process; GTP biosynthetic process; CTP biosynthetic process. The coding region runs from base 246 to 704 and encodes 152 amino acids. Gene Ontology annotation, molecular function: nucleoside diphosphate kinase activity. NCBI's taxonomy places the organism in Eukaryota, Metazoa, Chordata, Mammalia, Eulipotyphla, Soricidae. The transcript has 5 exons. The record is from RefSeq and is a predicted model, not a curated record.